AUGCCUACAAUGCAAAGGGAGCUCGAUAGAAAGGAGGUCAAAGGAGUAAAUCAGCCUCUUGCAGAAAAUUCUUCGAGUAAGCGUCCAGCUAUUAAUGAUAGAAUUGAAUACCGAUAUCCUGGUAUCAAAGAUAACUUCAAACGAUGGACAGCUGACAAGGAUGGUAUUGAAUAUCCAGCCAUGAAAGGGACUCACAUAUGA
Messenger RNA from Sclerotinia borealis F-4128, 201 nucleotides. The record is from the annotation of a GenBank genome assembly. Lineage: Eukaryota; Fungi; Ascomycota; Leotiomycetes; Helotiales; Sclerotiniaceae.